Paraphaeosphaeria sporulosa is the source of this 569-nucleotide messenger RNA. RefSeq lists its product as uncharacterized. The transcript has a single exon. The coding region runs from base 64 to 525 and encodes 153 amino acids. The record is from RefSeq and is a predicted model, not a curated record. NCBI's taxonomy places the organism in Eukaryota, Fungi, Ascomycota, Dothideomycetes, Pleosporales, Didymosphaeriaceae.
AGAACAAUCAAAAUCAAUUCUAUCCUCAGACUUCCUCGUACCCAAUUACUACCGCCACUCAUCAUGUCUCUCCUUGCUGUGGAAUCUCACAAUAACAUUACGAGGUCUACAUCGAAUGUCUUCGCCUUUGUCUCCUCUCCCUCGAAUUGGGCGGGUCUACACCCAGGCAGCAAAAAGAUUAUUGGCGAAGGCGUCACAGGCUCAGCAGCAGUCGGCACACGCUUCGUCGAAGUUAUCGACGAUGACAACGGAAACGUCUUCGACGCUAGCUGGAUGAUUAUUCGCUCUAUCAACGAUGAACUUUUCCAGUUCCAGUUUCCCUCGGAUUUCGCACGCGGACCGUUCCAGGAGAUUGUCAUUACGUAUAACGUUACGCCGGAAGCGGAUGGGUCUAUGGCUUUUACGCGCAGAAUGGCCAGUUGGAUAAGGCCAGGGAUAGAUGCAGAGAAGCUCAUAAGCUUUUCAAAGAACGAUAUGCAUAAUCAGUAUAUGGCAAAUGUAAAGGCUAAGGUUGAGAGACGUUAAAGUUAUAGUUACCUGUUAGACAGAAGAUCUCAGGAGGGUUAACC